Chelonia mydas (Green sea turtle) is the source of this 1355-nucleotide messenger RNA. RefSeq names its product signaling threshold regulating transmembrane adaptor 1 (gene SIT1). The record is from RefSeq and is a predicted model, not a curated record. The transcript is spliced from 6 exons. Bases 701 to 1291 code for a protein of 196 amino acids. Gene Ontology annotation, molecular function: kinase binding. Gene Ontology annotation, biological process: T cell homeostasis; regulation of T cell activation; signal transduction. Lineage: Eukaryota; Metazoa; Chordata; Testudines; Cheloniidae. Gene Ontology annotation, cellular component: plasma membrane.
UUGGCUGCCUUUCCACCUCCUGGGGAUGAGCAGCCAAUCAGGGCUGCUGCAGAGGCAGUGGGAGCUCUUCCCCUCCUCUCCAGAGCCCAGAGCCCUCCUUGCAGGAGGGAAAGGAAUUAAGAGUCCCCCUCCCCCACCCCCAUUCCUGCAGCUGGGAAGGGGGAAAUGGAGUAGGCCUGUGAGAGGGUGUGAAGAACCCUUGGUACUAGAGAAGGAGCAGAGGUGGGGAUUGGGGAGCACAGAAUUAAUGCAUGAGAAUGGGGGAGAAGUUCUGGAGACACCUCUGAGUCCCAUUCCCCCCUCCCCCCCGCAGCAGACCCACCUUUCACUGGAACCUGCCCAGAAAGGCAGGAGCUGUGCACUGCAGCUGCUGAGCCAUGAACAGCAGGAGCCAGUGCAGAGGGAGGAGAUGUCUGCGGGCUCUGGCACCGGAAAUCCCCGUGGGUUACAGCUGCAGCAAUGCUAACCCCCCGGGCACAGCCAGAGCUGCUUCUUCAGCAAGACAAGAAGUGGGGGGGUCUCCACCAGGGCUGGGGAAAUGAAGCAGUAAAACUGGUGCCACCAGGAUCGGGGCAGGAGACAUUGCCUGGAUCCAGUCUGGAGCGGCUGCAACCAGCGUGAGCAUCUGCCCUGAAUCCAGAGUGACUCCAGUCUGGGAUCAAGGAUCUUUCACCAUAGGAGAAAAUCGUGUUUCCCACCCAUGGGCUCCUCCAGCUGUAACUGCAGUAACUUUUCAGGUCUGGGGCAGGUGCAAGGCACUGGUGCCAUGUGGGGGCUUGUCGGGGCACUGGUCCUGUCGCACCUGGUGUCCCUGUUGUGGAACAUUCUCUGCUGUGUGAGGCACACAGCACACAGAGAUGAGUCCAGGAGGCUCUUGCCUCAGUUCAGCAGAAGUGUGAAGCAUGUGACUGAGGAGAUUCCAGUCUAUGGCAACAUCAGUUACCUGCAGACAGGGCAAAGUUCUGGGUUUGAAAGCUCAGCAGUGUCAGAGUCCCAGGAGGAGCAGGAAUCCAGCCCCAAGAAGCCUACGUGCUACGCCAACCUCAAGAUGCUGAAACCCCAAGGCCGGCAGCUGCCAGAGUCAUCAGUGGGGGGUGCUGAGAUCCAGUACACAGAUGUGGUGGUGACGGGGCCCAGGCGGUCAGAGCCAGAGAUUUGGGGCGGGGGGCCCCUGAAGGGCAGAGAGGCUACUCGGCCGCAGUCAGAGCUUUAUGCGUCUGUGCAUUCAGAAAGAUACACAGCCAAGUUUGAGAACCAAGACUACGCUAACAACCAUGCGGUUCCCAGCUGAAGGGUGGGGGCUAACGGGGUUCUGUGUGCAUGAUUCAUAGCAAUAAAUCCAAGCUUCACUAAUG